AUGGUGUCCAAGUCCCUCAAAAGAAGCCCCACAAAAUCCAUCAAGGAUUCGGGGAGCCACCGCCCCCGCCGUCGCCACAGGAAGAAGUCUCCGGGGAAAACCACCUCCUCUGCUAUCAUCUCAACCAUCAACAAAACUAUCUUCACUUGCAAGCGCCGCCUCUCUAAGCUUUUUUCCAAAUUGGUCCGCAUUAGCACCCCAAAUAGCCGUUGCAAAGGCUACAAAAUCUUGAAAACUGGGUCCGAAUAUCAUGACCUAGAAGUUGAAAAGGAUACCAUUUGUAGAGCACUUUUCUUCAAUGAACGGUUACCACCCUUGAUUUCUCCUGAUAAGAGGACUGUCUUUCUUGAUCUUGAUGAGACCUUGGUGCAUUCUAAAGCAGACCCACCACCCGAAAAGUUUGAUUUUGUUGUGAGGCCUAAGAUUGAUGGAGAAACGAUGAAUUUUUACGUGCUGAAGCGCCCAGGAGUUGAUGCUUUCCUGGAGGCUUUAGGGGCUAAAUACGAGGUGGUGGUGUUCACCGCCGGGUUAAAGGAAUACGCUACGCUGGUUCUUGAUAGGAUUGAUCCAAAGGGGCUGAUUUCACACCGGUUCUAUCGGGAUUCUUGCAAGGAAGUUGAUGGGAAGUUUGUUAAGGACUUGUCUGAAAUGGGGAGGGACUUGAAGAGGGUGGUGAUUGUUGAUGACAAUCCUAACUGCUACAUUUAUCAGCCCGGAAAUGCGAUUCCAGUGAAGCCCUUUAUUAAUGAUCUUGGUGAUUUAGAGUUGGAGAAGUUGGCUACUUUCUUUGAGAGGUCUCAUUGUUUCGAGGAUAUGAGGGAUGCGGUGAAGGAGUAUGUUGGUGGUGAAGGACACACUGAGGUUCGAGUGCAAGUCUAA
Messenger RNA from Dovyalis caffra, 879 nucleotides. The record is from the annotation of a GenBank genome assembly. Lineage: Eukaryota; Viridiplantae; Streptophyta; Magnoliopsida; Malpighiales; Salicaceae.